AUGGCCUGUAUCAUCAUCAUCAUCAUCAUCAUCAUCAUCAUCAUCAUCAUCAUCAUCAUCAUCAUCAUCAUCAUCAUCAUCAUCAUAACAAGGUCUAAAGCUUCCAAACAGAUCGAAGAAGACCCGGAAAUUCCUAAAGACAUUAGUGAGCUUGUACACACCAACAUCAACAUCAACAUCAACAUCAACAUCAACACCAACAUCGACAUCGACAUCAACAUCAACACCAACACCAUUAUCAACAUCAACAUCAACAUCAACAUCAACAUCAACAUCAACAUCAACAUCAACACGUCUGAAUCAUCUCAUGAAGAUUGA
Messenger RNA from Guillardia theta CCMP2712, 318 nucleotides. RefSeq lists its product as hypothetical. Lineage: Eukaryota; Cryptophyceae; Pyrenomonadales; Geminigeraceae. The transcript is spliced from 2 exons. The record is from RefSeq and is a predicted model, not a curated record. Bases 1 to 318 code for a protein of 105 amino acids.